UGUUGAGAUCAAGAGACUUUUCAGUGAGAAGGAACAUUCUAAGAGCACAAAAAAUGUCGUUUGCUAAUCAAACACCUACAAUUGUAGUGUUGAAGGAAGGAACAGAUGCAUCACAGGGCAAGGGUCAGAUCCUCAAUAAUAUCAAUGCUUGUCUUGCCAUUCAAGAAACUCUCAAACCCACCUUAGGUCCAUUUGGCUCGGACAUCUUGAUUAAAUCUGCGAACGGCAGAACCACCAUAUCUAAUGAUGGAGCCACUAUUUUGAAGCUUUUAGAUAUUGUUCAUCCAGCUGCUAAAAUGUUGGUGGAUAUCUCUCGCUCGCAAGAUGCUGAGGUUGGCGAUGGUACAACGUCCGUCACAAUUUUGGCUGGUGAGUUCCUAAAAGAAAGCAAAACAUUCAUUGAGGAUGGAAUUUCACCCCAUUUGAUAAUCAAAGGUUUGCGUACUGCGUGUGAUUUGGCUGUGGACAAGAUCAAAGAAAUUCAGGUUGAAAUCCAAAAAGAUGAUGCCACAAAUUUCAGAGAUCUCUUGGAAAGAUGUGCAACAACAGCGAUGUCGUCAAAGUUAAUCAGUAGGAAUUCCAAAUUCUUCACCAAGAUGGUUGUUGAUGCUGUUAUGUCCUUAGAUGAAAGCUUAGACGAGUCUUUAAUCGGUAUCAAGAAAGUUCCAGGAGGUGCUAUGGAGGACUCGUUAUUUGUCGACGGUGUUGCCUUCAAGAAAACCUUUAGUUACGCGGGUUUCGAGCAACAACCAAAAAAGUUCACCAACCCUAAGAUCUUGUGUUUGAACGUUGAAUUAGAGCUCAAAGCAGAAAGGGACAACGCCGAGGUGCGCGUCGAGCAAGUCAAAGACUACCAAGAUAUUGUUGAUGCUGAAUGGAAAAUCAUCUUCAACAAAUUGGACGCAAUAAGCAAUGCUGGCGCUGACAUUGUUCUUUCGAAAUUGCCCAUUGGCGAUUUGGCGACUCAAUAUUUCGCUGACAGAAAUAUAUUUUGUGCUGGCAGAGUCGCUGCCGAAGAUAUGGACCGUGUGAUUAAAGCUGUGGGUGGGUCUGUACAGUCAACAGUCACUAAAAUUGAUGCUGAUAAUCUAGGCACGUGCAAAGAGUUCGAAGAAGUCCAAAUUGGUGGAGACCGUUAUAAUUUGUUCCGCGGUUGUUCAGAGGCCAAGACUUGCACACUUGUUUUGCGUGGCGGUGCCGAACAAGUUAUUGCCGAGGUAGAAAGAUCUUUGCAUGAUGCUAUAAUGAUUGUGAAAAGAGCUGUGAAGCAUAGAUCUGUUGUGGCUGGCGGAGGUGCAAUCGAGAUGGAGAUUUCGAAGUACUUGAGAGAGUAUUCCAAGACUGUGGCAGGCAAACAGCAACUAAUCAUUGGGGCAUUUGCAAGAGCUUUGGAGGUUAUCCCCCGUCAAUUGUGUGAAAACGCUGGCUUGGACGGAAUUGAACUCUUGAACGUUUUGCGUAGUUCUCACGCCAAGGGUGAGACAUGGUACGGUGUCGACUUUCAAAAGGAGUCUGUUGGAAAUAAUAUGGAAAGCUUUAUCUGGGAGCCAUCGCUUGUUAAGACAAACGCCCUUCAAUCUGCGACAGAGGCUGCCACGUUAUUGCUCUCUGUUGAUGAGACCAUCAAAAAUCAAGAUGACCAAGCCAACGGGGGACGUGGUCAGGGAGCUUUUUAGCUGCGCUGUUCUAAAUAGGUACUGGCAAGAUUUUGUCAACUUAAUACAGACGAACUUGGUUGGAUCGUCGUCUUUGGCGCCAGAAGUGUCUCCUGUUCAGACACAGAGUACGAGUUAUAAACUGAUUCCAGGAUUGUAGGAUGAAAAACAGUGCCAAAAUUGCAAUAGUGUUAUAAACAAUUAAUUAUUCUACAGAAGGUUGAAGUUUAAUGGUGUCAUUGGAACAGUUUGAUCGUCGUGAUGGGUGAAAGUUCCCAAUCUUGGUAGAUUUCACCCGUCGGUGAAACGAGCUCGAUUUCCUUAGCCAUACAAGGCAUGGUUGAUGAUAUCCCUUAAAUGCAUUGAAAUUUUGGGUCUUUUGAGAUCAGAAGAAAUCCAUGGUAUUGAUUAUUGCCAUGAGAAGG
Metschnikowia bicuspidata var. bicuspidata NRRL YB-4993 is the source of this 2080-nucleotide messenger RNA. It is a transcript of the gene CCT7, whose product is annotated as chaperonin-containing T-complex subunit. The transcript has a single exon. The record is from RefSeq and is a predicted model, not a curated record. Gene Ontology annotation, molecular function: ATP binding; ATP hydrolysis activity; ATP-dependent protein folding chaperone. NCBI's taxonomy places the organism in Eukaryota, Fungi, Ascomycota, Pichiomycetes, Serinales, Metschnikowiaceae. Bases 54 to 1676 code for a protein of 540 amino acids. Gene Ontology annotation, cellular component: chaperonin-containing T-complex. Gene Ontology annotation, biological process: protein folding.